This is a messenger RNA of Hypoxylon trugodes, 2279 nucleotides long. RefSeq names its product molybdopterin binding oxidoreductase. Gene Ontology annotation, molecular function: molybdenum ion binding; oxidoreductase activity. Gene Ontology annotation, cellular component: mitochondrion. The coding region runs from base 98 to 1795 and encodes 565 amino acids. The transcript has 5 exons. The record is from RefSeq and is a predicted model, not a curated record. NCBI's taxonomy places the organism in Eukaryota, Fungi, Ascomycota, Sordariomycetes, Xylariales, Hypoxylaceae.
GCAUUUUCCACCUAGAAAUACCCCUACACCAUCUUUCCCUUACCAGAUUAUACCCCUACGUCCCACGUACUUAUCACGGCACUUCACUAUCCUCAAAAUGCAAACAGAUAUCCCAUUACGAGAAGCAGUUCACAAUUUUCAGCCUAGCGACGAAUGGAAACUCGAACAGGGCUUAGCAGGAGUAGAACUACAUCUACUUGACCAAACGAGGAGUAAAGAAGUAGAUGGUGACAUUCCAAGAUGGAAUGGGGAAGAUCUAUCAGAUACUAAGAAAAUUAAUUAUAAGCUAGCCAGUGAUGAGCUUCCGGGCUGGAAUGGUUAUGUCGAAUGGGAAGACUACCCAGAAAAGAAGAGGAAAGCACAUGAGAUUCUUAUUUCACAGGAAUUUCCACCCCCUCCUGAAUUUCAAUUAGGUCCUAUCCCUGGUACCAAUCCAGUUCUUGAAGGGAUCCGAUGGAAAUUAUGGCAUCGUGCGAUUGGUGGUCGUCUGGCAGUGGUACCUGAAGAAUCUUGGGCUAUCGUACUCAAAGAAAAGUCUCCGGAUAUGCUACAUCUACUUCAAUUCCCCUACAAUGGCGAACCGCCUAAGAGGCUUGUCACAGCUCAACCCAUUACUCCAAAUCCCCUACACUUUAUACGAAACCAUGGUGGGAUCCCCUCAAUCGACCCAUCUGCUUGGUUUUUACGACUAGAUGGUCUAGUAAAGGAACCUAAGAAGUUGACGUUGUCGGAUCUCCAAGACGAAAGUCGAUUCCCACGUAUGGAGAGGUUGGUCACUAUCCAGUGUAGCGGUACACGGCGAAUUGAGCAAAUCAGCUUGUACGCUGGUGAGGGAGACGAAAUGAUCAAUGCACCAUGGGCCGAAGGUGCUAUUGGCACUGCGAAAUAUGUGGGCGUAUCGCUAAAGAAGGUAAUCAAGUACUGUGGUGGUCUGGAAGACGACGCGAAACACUUGGAACUUGUGGGCGCCGAUACAUACUUCAAAAUGAACGAGGUGAUGAAUUACGUCAUCAGCGUACCAUAUUCAAAGAUCAAGGCUAAUGAAGUUAUGCUUGUCUGGGAAAUGAAUGGUGAACCUCUUCCUAAGAUUCAUGGAGCGCCCGUCAGAGCGGUAGUUAUGGGUUAUAUCGGUGCUAGGAGUGUCAAAUGGUUGUAUCGCAUAACAGCCAUACCGGAACCAACUCGAGCGCCAGUGCAAAGCAGGGAGUAUUUGUACUUCAAUCAGCAAGUGGGUAAACAUAAUCAACGUUGGAUUGAUGGCAUUCAAAUCCAGGAAAUGCCCGUGAGCAGCGCCAUCAUGUCGCCAUGGAAUAAGCAAGUUGUGAUGCACGAAGGCAAGAUUGAAGUCCAAGGUUGGGCUUAUUCAGGAGGUGGUCGUUGGCCUGAACGUGUCGAGGUUAGUGCUGAUGGGGGUUUCUCAUGGUAUGCCGUACCAAUAGAGAAUCUAAGCUCGAAGCACAAAUUUGCCUGGCGUACAUGGCAUAUGUGGUUGCCUUGCGAUGUGGAAGGUUGGAUCGAAAUCGUCGUUAGAUGUUGGGAUAAUAGCCUCAACACGCAACCGAUCGAGGUUAGAAAUGCGUGGAACUGGGGUUUACAUGUUACGAGCAGCGCACAUCGGAUUAGAGUGUAUAGUGUGAAUAAGGCAAAGGAGUUGACGAGAGCGAGGUUGGAAGAGUUUGAAAAACGAGGUAUGCCGUUCGUACCUAUCACACGACCGACAGAAUUCCCUUAUAUGACUUGGGAAGAGUAUGAUGAAUAUUUCAAAAAGAAUGGACCGAGAGACGUGGAUAAAUGAUGAUAGUGGAUCUCGUGGUUUUGGGAGUGUGUUAUUUCAACGUCAAGAAGCUGUUUGCAGAUUGUUCAUGCAAUACGGACGUGUAUUUGGUAAUGACGAGGCCAAUCUUUUCGGGGUUGAUAAUCAAACUGUAAUGUCAGAAGGUAUUUGAAGUUUUGAUGACUUCGUGGUGCGUUGUCAGAGCAUUUAGCAUGUUUCAACUUAUGUAGUCAAUUUGCUCUCUCAUGAUUCAUUCGUAACAAAUACCUGAAGGGUGCAGUCUGCCACAGUAUUUAGGUGGGUAUUUGAUUACUCGACUUGAGUAUUUAUAUGUGCUCAAAAAACCUCUUCAGUUCGAUGGUAGUCGCCACUUGUUAAAAUCUCUCGCGAUAAGUAUAGACGUAACUACCUCAAAUAAUUGAGCAGGCGCACUUUGACUUUCGGAUAGGAUAUUAAUGUUGAAUGAGCAAAUACCAUCACCUUACUCAAUUACUAGUUCCACACG